AUGGCAGCAGAAGCCGCUUUCGACACCCUUUUGCUGGGCUUCUGUGUGGCCGAGAGAAGGGGCCGCCUUCUCAAACGGCCCCCGACCCGAGGCCGAGGAAGCGAGGCUGCUGUCAGAAGCCCGCCCGCGCCCUCAGAACUAGAGUGUUUGUUCUGCUGUGGGUCCCAUAUCACGGUGGCAGCAGGAGCCGCUUUCAACGCCCUUGUGCGGGGCUUCCUUGACGCCGAGGUCGCUGGGGGUGCUGAGGGCACCCACAAGUCCCUGCAGUGGAGGCCCAAGCCAGCAGGGUGUGUGCACUUUCAUCCGCGUCUGAGAGAAGGCUUUGGGCUUCAUGGGAAUGCUGAGCUGACAGGGCCCCCUGCCUUCAACUCGUUCGAGGAGCUGAGGGGCCUCCCGGCUCAGGGCGCCCCCAGGGAAGUCUGCAUGAAGGCCAGCGUCAACGUCCUGUCCUCUGUGCGAGCCAGAUGCCUGCAUGCGAAAGUCAGCUCGGCUUCACGCUUAUUGUUGGAGGACUGCACUGUCUCGCUCGGCUUCCAGGCCCCUGCGUGGUACGACUAUGUCUCCCUGAAGCCCGCUGUCGCCCAGCAGAACAGGUGGUUGCCAGUGAUGCGUCCCCCAGCCCUCCUGCUGCUGCUGUCGGGGGCCCUAGCUGUGACCGAGACCAGGACGGGCUCCCACUCCCUGAGGUAUUUGUUCACUGUGGUGUCCUGGCCUGGCCGCGGGGAGCCCCGGUAUUUGGAACGCAGCUACGUGGACGACACGCAGUUUGCGCAGUUCGACAGCGACUCUGCCAGUCUGAAGAUGGAAAAGCGGGCGCCCUGGGUGGAGCAGGAGGGGCUGGAGUAUUGGGACCAGCAGACACGGGACUCCAGGACGUGCACACAGACACUCUGAGGGAGGCUGCGAGAAGUGGGCGGCUACUACAACCAGAGCGAGGCCGGGUUUCACUCCUUCCAGAGAGUGAUAGGCUGCGACGUGGGGCCUGAUCGGCGCUUUCUGCCCAGGUACCUUCGUGAUGCCUAUGAUGGCGUGGAUCACAUCGCCCUGAAUAAGGACCUGUGCUCCUGGACCGAGGCAGACUCCACCGCGCUGAUCACCCGUCAGAAGUGGGAGGCCACUGGUGUGGCAGAGCGGUACAGGAACUACAUGGAGGGCAGACACAUGGAGUGGCUCCACAGGCACCUGGAGAAGGGGAAGGAGAUGAUGCUGCGCACAGAAUCCCCCAACACACAUGUGACCCGCCACCCCAUCUCUGACCAUGAUGUCACCCUGAGGUGUUGGGCCCUGGGCUUCUACCCUGUGGAGAUCACUCUGACCUGGCAGCAUGAUGAGGAGGACCUGACCCAGGACACAGAGCUUGUGGAGACCAGGCCUGCAGGGGAUGGAACCUUCCAGAAGUGGGCGGCUGUAGUGGAGCCUUCUGGAGAGGAGCAGAGAUACAUGUGCCAUGUGCAGCACAAGGGGAUGCCCCAGCCCAUCACCUUGAGAUGGGGUCUGGGUCCCUCACCUUCCCUGAGCCUACCCAUACCCAUCAUGGGCACCAUUGCUGCCCUGGUUCUUGUGGUCACUGGAGCUGUGGUGGUGGGAACUACGAUGUAGAGGAAGAAGCACUCAGGUAGGGAAGGGAGUGGGAGGGGAAUUUGAGUUUUCUUGUCCCACUGAGAGGUUUCAAGCCCCAGGUAGAAAUUGGUCCUGCCUUAUUAAUGAGAGGUACCAUC
This is a messenger RNA of Lontra canadensis (Northern American river otter), 1718 nucleotides long. Its product is annotated as HLA class I histocompatibility antigen, A alpha chain. Gene Ontology annotation, biological process: antigen processing and presentation of endogenous peptide antigen via MHC class I via ER pathway, TAP-independent; antigen processing and presentation of endogenous peptide antigen via MHC class Ib; positive regulation of T cell mediated cytotoxicity. Gene Ontology annotation, cellular component: external side of plasma membrane. The record is from RefSeq and is a predicted model, not a curated record. Gene Ontology annotation, molecular function: peptide antigen binding; signaling receptor binding. Lineage: Eukaryota; Metazoa; Chordata; Mammalia; Carnivora; Mustelidae.